Molecule: messenger RNA, 4165 nt
Organism: Chara braunii
Lineage: Eukaryota; Viridiplantae; Streptophyta; Charophyceae; Charales; Characeae
Source: the annotation of a GenBank genome assembly
GGCCACGUCAGCAGGCUACGUCAGUACGUCAGCAGGCCACAUCAGCAGACCACGUCAGCAGGACACGUCAGCAGGACACGUCAGCAGUGCCACAUCAGCAGCAAGGGAUACCACAUCAGCAGGUCCGGUCUGGUCUAUGCUGUUGCGUUCACAGACAGCAGUCAUGGACCAGAGGGCCGGGGAAACAGACGAGGCCUAUCAGGCUCGCAUGUUAGCCUGGAGUACGGAGACUAAGAAACGAGCAGAUGACGCUGCGGCUGCAGCGAAGAAGAAGGCAGAGGAUACCGAGCAGGCACGGCUGCUGGCAGUUGAGCAACAGCGCCAGCAUGCCGAGGCAGCAGCAAGGGCUGCCGAUGAAGAAAGAGCCCAGCGUCGUGAGAUGAUAUUUACCGGAGAGCGGGCAUUACUUACCAUGGCAGCGGAAUGGCGGACCGAGGCCGAGAAUAGCCAGUUGGAGGAUAGCGUAAACAAGAUAGCGCUCCUCCUCUCGCAUCUCACGGAUCUCCUGGCAACCUGCAUUACACAGCAGGCGGAGAUCCUUGGCCUCGACAACUCGGUAGCUCAUCUCCAAGACCGCCUUCAGCGGUUGGACCAGCGACCAGUCGCCGCCGCCGACGCAAGCUCUUCCAACACUGCCGACCGCCUCAACGCACUGGAGUUGGACGUCGGCUCACUCAAGGAUGGCGCGCAAGUACAGCAGACCGCAACGCAACAAUUGCAACAGCGGCUCGGCACUACGGCCACCACCUCGAGUCCGGAGCCGCACGAAUCAGCUCCUAAGUUCGAUGGGCAGGAGAUCUUCUGCGAUUCAAUCAAGACAGAUCCAAUUCCAUGGUUUCGCAAGUUCGAGCUCACACUGCAGCUCCAAAACGUCAAGGAACACAAGCAUCACGCCUACUUGUACUCUCGCCCAUGGACCCCGUAUGGCAUCUCCAACACUGUCGACCGCAUACAAGGCGCGCGAGAGAUUCCACUAUUGCCUUUGGUGCAACAACGAUCUUCAUCAGACGCAGGGUUGCCCAUUGAAAGGCAAGGGGAGACAGGGAAACUGAGCACCGCCGAGAGUGAUGCGACGACACUCUCGACGCCUUCGGAACUGGUUUCUUCGCGAGUAACCAGCCUUCAUUCCGAGGCGCAUGCGGAAGUCGACAGUCCUCCGCUUCUACUUUCUUUUGAGGACUAUGCUGCCCGGCUCGUUCCAACAGUGGGUACUCAAGCUCAAGGACAAGGAGUGUGUGCGGUUUCUUCUCCGUCCGGCAACAGCGACAUAUCGUCUUCAAGUGGUUCGUCACGGGAUUCGGUGCGCGAGUUCAAUAUACAGGCAUUGGACCUGCUCACAUCUGAGGACUUUGCAUGGCUUCCUCUCCCGACCACAGACUGUUUGCCGGGACCGCAAUGCGCAGCACUUAGCGCUCAUCUCCACACUAACCUUUCCUUCUAUGCACCACCAACUUCGCCGACGGAUGACGAAGUCGCGGUGGGGGACAUCCUGGCAUAUACUACCAAGGUGGCCCGCGAGUUUUGCACGCAGUGGUACGAUAACAACAAUGCACCGCUCAUGUAUGUCCGCAUCCAGGUUGGGCAAGCGUCCUGCAGCGCUUUGCUGGAUAGCGGCGCGACUCGCAACUUCAUGAGCCAAUCCUUUAUGCAAAGGGCUGGCCUUGGCGCACAAGUUCGGAGGAAGGCAAACCCGACGGCAAUCAAGUUGGCGGAUGGAAAGACGCAACAACUUCUCGACCGUUACAUCGAGGCCGUACCGUUCUACUUCGCACCUCAUGCAUGCGAACCGGUAACAUUCGAUAUUCUCGAUAUGGACUUCGACAUCAUUCUGGGAAUGCCUUUGCUUGCAAGUGCGGAUCACACGGUCAACUGGCAUCGGCGGACUCUUAGCGUUCGCGAUGCCUUCGGCGCGGAAGUGGCGUUGUGGUGCCAGAAUCGGCCGAUCUCUCACGAGAUCAUUCUUGAGGCCGGUGCCGUGCCGCCGAAAGGUUGCAUCUAUCGGAUGAGUGAGAAGGAGUUUGAGGUACUCCGCGCACAACUCGACGAUUUGUUGGCCAAGGGCUGGAUCCGCCCGAGUAGCUCCCUAUAUGGAGCACCAGUUCUCUUCGUCAGGAAGAAGAACAAGGAUCUACGAUUGUGCAUCGACUACCGCAAGCUCAACGCGCAAACCGUCAAGAAUGCGGGGCCUCUUCCUCGCAUCGACGAUCUUCUUGAGCGACUGGGCGGUGCAAAGUAUUUUUCCAAGUUGGAUUUGAAAUCAGGAUAUCAUCAAAUCUCGAUCCGGCCGAAUGAUCGCUACAAGACCGCGUUCAAGACGUGGUACGGGCAUUUGGAGUGGGUGGUCAUGCCUUUUGGCCUCACCAACGCCCCGACAACCUCUCAGGCGGCUAUGACCAAUGAGUUUCGUGCAAUGUUGGACCGGUUCGUGCUGGUCUACUUAGACGAUAUUCUCGUCUAUAGCCGGUCAUUGGAGGAUCAUCUAAGGCAUCUUCGACGAGUGUUGGAGACGCUCCGCCGCGCCAAGUACAAGGCCAACCGCGACAAGUGUGAAUUUGUGCGGCAGGAGCUGGAAUACUUGGGCCAUUUUGUCACACCGGAGGGCAUCAGUCCGCUAUCGGACAAGAUUCAGGUCGUCUCGGAGUGGCCGGAGCCUCGGAACGUCACGGAUGUUCGCUCGUUCCUCGGUCUUACAGGCUACUAUCAACACUUCAUCAAAGGCUACUCCAAGAUCGCGGCCCACUUGAACAAGCUUCAGUGCGAGGAUCGGCCGUUUGACUUUGGAGAGGAGGCGCGGGGAUCAUUCCUCGCUCUCAAAGCCGCGCUAUUGUCUACAGAGGUCUUGCGAAUCUACGACCCGCUCGCGCCUACGCAUGUCACUACGGAUGCGUCAGGCUAUGGCAUUGGUGUCACCAUCAACAGCACCAUCGCUCGAUGGAUGGCUUUCAUCGACCAGUUCGACUUCUUCCCCGAUCACAUUCCCGGGAAGUCGAACCGUUUUGCGGAUGCUCUUUCACGGCGUCCGGAUCACUGUACCGCGGUCUACUCAACCUUCAAGAUCGACGACGACUUGCAGAACAGCUUCAUCCGCGGCUACCAAGCCGACCCCGAUUUUCGCGACAAGUACGCGAAUUGCUCCUCUCCUAAUCCGGCUCCUUCUCACUACCGGAUCCAAGAGGGAUACUUGCUUGUCCACACGAGGGGGAAGGACCUUCUUUGCGUACCAAGUGAUCCUCACUUGCGUACCCGGCUUCUUGGCGAGUUUCAAGAUGCUCCCGCUACCGGACAUUUUGGAGUCGAUCACACGAUUGGCCGACUUCGCCAGCGAUUUUGGUGGCCCGGCCUUCUCGGCGACGUCAGGCGCUAUUGCGAGUCWUGCGAGGUUUGCCGACGCUGCAAAUCCCGCAACCAUCGUCCGUACGGCGAGUUACAACCAUUGCCAGUCUCGUUGAGGCGAAGGGAAGCGAUUGCCAUGGACAUCACCGGCCCGUUCCCCAAGCACAAGACCGGAGUGGAUGGGAUUCUCACGGUGGUCGACCGACUCACCAAGUUCGCCAUGUUUUUGCCUUGUCGCUAUCAUGCCAAGGCACCGGAGUUGGCCGAGGUUUUGUACCCCGGUUGGAUUCGCACCAAGGGUUACCCCAAGGAGAUCGUCUGCGACCGCGACACUCGGUUCAUGUCCGAUUUUUGGUUGGCGCUCAUCAAGCGAUGGGGCUCAUCUCUCAAGCCCAGUUCAGCUUGCCACCCUCAGACCGAUGGCCAGACGGAGAGGGCGCAUCAGACCGCACAGGUUCUCCUUCGCACUCUCAUCCGCCCCGACCAGAAAGACUGGGUUGAGCGACUGCCGGAGGUUGAGUUGGCCUACAACUCUUCCAUCCACCCGGCUAUUGGGAUAUCGUCCUUCGAGUUCGAGCACAGCUCGCCGGUCACGUCACCGUUGGACACGAUUACUCCACGCACGGCCGAGAGCGACGACCAUCUUCUUUUCUUGCGUCGGAUGCAAGAGCUUCUUGUCGAGGCACGCGACCAGAUGGCUAAGACGCAACAGCGCAUGAGCCAGCAGGCAAAUCGCCAGCGUCUUCCUUGUCCAUUCUGCGCCGGGGACCUCGUCUAGGUUUCAGCAGCGGAAUUCAGCCUUGAACAAGACAUCUCUCGCAAGCUCCUUCCG